AUGGCCACAAAUGCCACCACAACUGGAUCCAUGUCCACGUCCAACACCACCACUGGUCACCACUCGACCUCCACGACCACCACCACCACGACCAUCGGGUCCAGCGGUUCCAACGGCUUAUUGUCUUCGUUCAAUCAAAUGCCAAACGAUUUGUUUACAAAUAAAGAGAUUUUUAUCAAUCUCUUCAGUGAUUGUGAUUCUGUUUGGCAUCACUUGAGUGACAAUAAAAGACAAGAAUUGGUCGACAAUUAUCUGCCGAAAGAGAUGUCAGGCAGUGAUAAGGAGAAGACAGUGGAACUGCUAAUGAAUGGACAGUUGAGUCGAUUCAAUACGGAUUUAUUGUCUCAUAUUUUCAUAUCUUUGAAAUCACACAAAAUGAGUCCCGAUUUGGUUAAGGCAUUGGAGGACGUGAAGACAUUGAGGAAGAAAUUGUUUGCCAUUUAUGAGCAGAAAAGACAAUCACUUCUUCUGAACGAAGUGAUGCACAAAAGGCGACAACUCUUUGACCAAUCGAUUGAAACCAACAAAUCAAUUGAGUCCAAGAAAGUGAUGACUAAUUCGUUGAGAACUGAAUCCAAGAGUCUUCGCGAGAGGGUUCGCUUGAGAUAUCGUAAAGAACUGAAGGAAAUCUGCAUUAAAGCCGACAAUUCAUCCGAAGAAGACGACCACGACUUUUCGCAUACGUUUGAGAAGAUAUUGAUGUGUAAAAUGAAUGGAAAUGUGAAUCCAUCAGUGAAUCCAAUAAGUGAUAAACAAUACCACGAAAUGCUUAGAAAACAUAAGAGAAAACGGAAGGCAAAGGAGUCGGACAACAGCUAUGAGCCCACACUCGAGACCCAUACCAUUACGUUAAGUGAUAUCAUCACCAGAGUCACCAACACUGCCAUCACCACCAACUCGACCAAUACAUGUAAAACAGUGAACACAUUAUCACAAACCCAUACCAACAGUGCUCUCAAGUCUUCCUCGAUAUCGACGCCUAAGAAGAAGGCAAAGCACUCGAGUUUCACAAAAAGCAUUCAAACGAAUCAAACGAAAAUUCUUCCAAAAUCUCAUUCACCGAAAAUUAAAGUCGAAAAAGUGGUGACAAAUGAAUCCGAAUUAAGUACUAAAAGUGAUGGAAAUUAUGAACAAAGUGUUUGCAAUACUAAUGAUAAAACUGUUGAUCAAAACACCAGUUCGACGACUAAAACGAGUGAUUUUGUCACAAAAUCCAGUUCCUCUCCUUUACCUUCAGGUGUGACGGAAACUGAGUGUCCAAUUGUGUCAACACUUCCCUCCCUGUCUGUAGUGAAGCAAUCGAUAGCUAACGUGACACCAGAGCCCUGUCCCCCAGCCGUUGCCCAACCCGUGACCUUCGAGAAGGCGCCCAAAUGUUUCUUUUCAUUACUUCGUGACAUCUUUACGACAAACGCAUCGUCUGAUCAAAGGCUGACUUUACAUAAGUUGGAAGAACUGGUGAAAGAGAAACUCCGAUCUUUGAGUCCAUACAUCGGUUGGUCUACAGAAAUGGUUGCCUCAGCCAUGAACUACUUGAGUGGAGUGCUUCCACCGCCACAUUUGGUGCCACUCGUCGACUACAAGGAGAAGAACCAACAGUGGCAGUGGAUUGGAGGGGGAAGGGAUCGCGACCAGGAGUUGGUCCCACUUUGCGAUCAGUGGGUCAAGAAUAAGGACGAAGACCCCACCGCAGGACUCAUUAGCUUUUCGCAGGCAUUGCCGCCACCGGCUAAAUGUCUCACCGAUUGGAUUGUUAGGCCGUCCAGUAAUGAAGAGAAGAAUGUUUACCGGACUCAGGAAGCCGUCAGAUAUAACAACCCUUACAAAGCAUUUACUUAUAAAGUGCACGGCUAUGAGAGUGUUGUGGGACCCGUCAAGGGUUGUGGUAUCGGUGCUGCCAAUGGGCACAACGCCGCGAGUCCUAAUAAGGCCAGAGAGCACUCACUUCUGGUCAACGAUAGGCCGCCUUUUGUUACUCUACUAAGUCUUGUGAGGGAUGCGGCCGCGCGACUGCCCAACGGCGAGGGCACCAGAGCUGACAUUUGCGAACUCCUUAAAGACUCGCAAUACUUGUUGCCAACCAUUUCCGACCAACAGGUGAACGGCAUAGUUAGCGGUGCUCUCGACCGACUCCACUACGAGAAGGAUCCGUGCGUUAAGUAUGACGUGAACCGAAAGGUUUGGAUUUAUUUACACCGAAACAGAACUGAAGGCGAGUUCGAGCGCUUACAUGAGGUCCAGAUCGCAGCCGCCAAAGCCAAGAGGUCUAUGAGUAAGGCCUCCCGAAAGAAUAACUGUGCGCCCAAUCAAAGCAAUCAAUUGAGUCAAACGGGACAGUUGUUUACGAAGACAACACAACAGGCCAUACAUCAAGCGGUCACUAAUAUUUUGAACUCCGAAGCGUUGAAACUGACCACAAAAUCGACGUCCAAUUCGAGCGAUUCUGAGACUCCUGUAGUGAAUGUCUCAACAGAUACUGUGAACACAAACAAAGCGAUUGCUUCUGAUUUGAAGAACUCUUUAUUAAUGAAUGCAAACAAAGAGAAGGAUUUGAGUCAAUUUGAAGCCAACUCUUUGAGUCCAUUCAAUGGGUCCACAUCUGCGGCAACAUUGGCCUCAAACUCGUUAUUUUUGUCACUUCAGCCAAACAAUCAAAUCCGAUGCAAAACAGAAGUCACUUCUUCUCCUAAUAUAGCAAUCAUUGAGAAGAAGAAGUUAACGAAACUUAAAGACAAUAAAGUGAUGGAAACGCAGAAGAAUAUCAAACCAAUAGAUAAUAACAAACAGAGUAUUAUAGUGUCGGCCAAUAGUUCUCAGCCGAGUGUUAGUCUUUCCAUAGCGUCGAGUGAAGUGACAAAACUAAUGACAAAUGAAUCCAAUUCCUCGAAAACAGUGCAAAAGCCUCGAACUGUUAGACAAACGAAGCCUUCAAUUAAAGUUCAAAUCCCAAAGACUAUAACCCUUCCGAUCACUAUAUCACAAAAUACUCUCAAAACUCAGCCAUCGAUUACCACUUGUGUGGCAUCAGAAAGCCUACCGACGCUUAUCAGUGUAACCAAUCCCUCAAACAAAGCCACGACAUUGACGUCUAAUGCAGAACCUCUGCAACAGUCGAGACCAAUGACCACUAAACUCAUAUCUGGCACAUACCUGAACAGCACCGGUGGUUCGAGUGGUGCGACCAAUCAAAUGCAUCAAAUCAGUAUUCCUACGAGUGUUCUGUUCGGCGCCCGACCCGGUUCUGUGGUUUUAGCCACUCCUACGGGCAAGUCAUAUAUGAUGGCGGCCACCGGCAGUUCCAUAGUUCUUCAGCCCAACUCUACCACUCCAGCCAUCAGUAGUUCAUCGGACACUCCGGGCUCUCAAACCCAAUCCCUUGCCGUUCGCACUCUUCAGGGCAUUCGUGUAAUACCAGUGAACGCUAAUACAGUGAACACUACCACCAAAAUUCAUACCCCAAUCACCGCCAAAAACAAUGGCCCGAACGCACCGGUAGUGAUGGCAACUCAGGGACAGACAGCUAACAUUCCUGCGCACCACCAGUUCGUCGCUCGCAUAAUAACCACCGCUCAGACCAAUAGAGGAAAUAUACCGCAGACUCAGAUUGUCAUCCCUUCUACCUCUUCACUGCAGCCAUUGUUUUUAGCGCAUCCCUCACAGAGCACGGGAACUACACAACCGAUUAUACAACAAAUGACUUCAACCACAACGACAACAACUGCACAGAUAUCAGCGGAACUGCAUAAAGCAAAUGUUGCCAUAACUUUGCCCCCAAGAACCACAUCCUCUUAGUAUUGGAUACAAAGGGAUGACAAAUCUCUUACUGUAUAUACCGUAUGAAUGACGACUCAUCUAAUGGUCAAACAGAUGAUACAAAACAAUUCAUAACUCAACUAAAAAGGACUGAAUUGAUAUGAAAAUCAUG
This is a messenger RNA of Oppiella nova, 3925 nucleotides long. The record is from the annotation of a GenBank genome assembly. Lineage: Eukaryota; Metazoa; Arthropoda; Arachnida; Sarcoptiformes; Oppiidae.